Symbiodinium pilosum is the source of this 4830-nucleotide messenger RNA. The record is from the annotation of a GenBank genome assembly. NCBI's taxonomy places the organism in Eukaryota, Dinophyceae, Suessiales, Symbiodiniaceae.
AUGCAAGGUGCAACCAUUUGUCUGAUCAUGAUGAACGCCAUCAUUAUUGGCCUGGAGACCGACUUCCCAGACAAAUUUUCCUGGGAUAUUGUAGAAAACAUUUUCCUCGUGCUCUUCACCAUGGAACUAGCGAUUCGAAUCUACUGCCUGGGAGUGUACAAGUUCUUCAACUGUCGCAACAACCCCGACAUUGCAUGGAACCUUUUUGAUUUCAUGUUGGUCUCCAUGGGGGUCUUGAGCCUGGGCUUGCACUUCGUUGCAGGUUCUACUGACAUAUUGGCCAGGCGCAACCUUCGACAGGCCAACGACGAAUCAUACCCGCUUGGCCUUUGGGUCAAUGAUUGGGCAGCUGCCUAUGUUACGAGUGCUGUGGUCCACAUCCUUAUAGAGGAGCGGCUGGGCUACAAUGUUAACGAAACCGGGCCAGGUCCUGGCAGCCUGAAUGCCUUUUAUGCCUUGAUGGGCUGCUCGAACCCCAGGGAUCUCGAUGACCGCGGGUGCGGGCCCACAACAACCUACAAUCAUAUCAACAUGGAGACUUGGGCUGAAGCCUACGCAGCCGAGUGGGAUGAGAUACAGUCACAGUUUCCAGCAAUGGCCCCCAUCAACGCUGGCAGCAUGGGCUACGGCGGACAAACAUCUGUCUUCAUAGCCAAGGAUGUGCAGAGAAGAGCAUUCCAGCAAACCGGAGCGAUGCUCGAUUUCUACCGCGGCUGGGACACGUCGUGGAGUCAGCCAUGGCUGUUCUUCGACAACAUUACUAGCAUCAAAAGAGGCAGUGUUUAUCGAUGCAAUGAGACCCGAUUCUUCUUGGACUACCCGAACAAGCUCUACCUUAAGAUCACGGGUGACGAGCAGGGAGUUGAAAGAAUCUCUGAGAAUCGCACUGUUGCGCUUUGCCCGGAUGACUACUUUUGGCUUGCUCCCGCCUGCAGAAGCACCCCCUCGCAGUGUGUGCCUUAUCUCACUGGAGGUGCUGGAUGGAUGUUGAACGAGGUUAUGCAGAAGGCAACCUCCUUCAACAUGCCUCUGGCCAUAGGAGUCGCCAAAGAGUACAGUCAGUUGCCUCGAGAAGUGACUAGUGCUUUUUAUUGGUGGACGCCUGAUCCGACCUUUCUCGACUUAGACCCCAUCAAGAUUUCGUUCCCGGAGUACGACUUCAAUGCUUGGAAUGUUGGAGACAAGCGAUCUUCCGUGAAGGAUGCCCCUAUCGACAAGCUUAUCAGUCAAGACCUGUCCGCGCUCGCCCCAAAUGUUGAAGAUUUGGUCCGAAACAUUCGUUUCCAGGUUGAGGAUGUGAACAUUAUGAUGAUGGAUGUCUUGACGAACGGCUCUCAUUUGGAAGCGGCCUGUCGCUGGUUGAAGUCGAAGCCAUUAGCUUGGGAGUCCUGGCUACCAGAUAGGACCAAGUGUUUCCCAGGGUACGGACUCUACGACAUCAACAGGCUUGACUUCGUUCAGAACAGGGAGGACCCAACCUACUUGGAGUGCCGUCCCUGCACAUCUGGCAGGUAUUCAAAGCCAUUCGACGACAUUAAAGGCUCCACCUUUGCAUGUCGUCCCUGCGACCCAGGAACGGCUCAGCCUGAGUUUCUCGCUCUCUUCUGCGAGCCUUGCGAGAUGGGUUCCUAUCAGAAUUUCUCUGGCCAGGAGAGCUGCGACCGCUGUGGCAUCGGAUCGUACCAAGAUCGAAAAGGCUCUGCUCUAUGCAGCCUGUGUCCGGCUGGCAGCGUUACACUGGGCUUGGGUUCAGUUUCGCAGUCGGAUUGCGGCUGUGCAGCUGGGUACAUUGCUGAACAGCAGGGGAACUUGAGUUGCGUGGCUUGUGGUGAGGGCCUGGAAUGCCCGCCCAUGUCCUCGCUGAGCAGCCUCCUCAGUGGGAAAAACGAGGAUCUGAAGGACUACGUGCCCUAUGUGCGUGAAAACUUCUUCAGUCCUGUGGCACAGCCGUUGGAUAUCUACCGGUGCUUAGAAUCCGGAAGGUGCCCUGGGGGCAGACCGGGAAGUUGUGGUGGAGGCUCCACAAGUGUGGCGUGUACGGACUGCCCAAGUCGCCAGAACUGGGGUUCAGACAGCUGCGAGGAUUGCUCGAACCUCCAGGUCUUGGGCUGGAUCUUUGUGUUCCUCUUUGUCGUCGUUGGCCUGCCAUCGGUUUACUACUUGCUUACAUGGCAGACAACAGCCAAGGCAUCUGUGCUCUUCGCCACAACUUGUGCAGGCGGUAUGACUAUUUCCACGCUGCAAAAUAUCGGCAUUGUCGGAAUGAUGACAGUUCCUUUUCCGUUAUCCGUGAAGGGAGUCUUCGACUUUCUGCAGGUCUUCGUCCUGGACAUUGACAAGUUUGCCUUCUCUUGUGUUGCUGGUGAAGCAGCUUCAGUGCGUUACGUGGCAACAGCAGCUUUUUUCCCAGUGCUGGUUUUGUGGCUGUGUGCUUUUGCACGACUCAGCUGGUUUUUUCCAAGACGAUUUCACUGGGAGCCCAGCAAGACCAAGAGCAUGAUUGGCCAAAUUAUGCAGGUCAGCUUUAGCACAAUGAGCAGCCUUGCUCUGGCGCCUUUCGCUUGCUUCAGUCACCCGAACGGUGUCCACAGCAUUCUCAAGUACCCUGGAAUCACGUGCGGUUCAGAGGACCACGGCCUGAUGUUGGCAGUGGGUACGACGUUGCUCUUGGUGGGAGUCGUUGGAUUCCUUUGCAUUUGCACAUGGGCUGCAAUUAUGCUUCCCAAAUGGAGCUUGAAAGCUUGGAAUAGUCGUGUCCGAUCUUUUCGCUUUCUUGUUUUCCGCUUCCGCUUGGACAGCUGGUGGUUCGGUGUACCUCUGCUGCUGCGAGGUCCCCUACUUUCGCUGCCCAUUGUCCUUGCGACAGAUCAUGCACCUGUGCAGGUCUGCUUCUGCAUUGUGGUACUGAUGACAUUCCUGACGGUUGAAGCUCGCACGUGGCCGUGGAAGGUGCCGCUCCUCAACCUGUGUGAUUGCAUCCUGUCGUUCUGUAUUACAAUGCUGGUGGUUUCUUCUGCGCUGCACUUGCAAGCAGUCCAGGGACUGAUGAAAGAAUUUUCAGACUUCCUCACCACCAUGUUCAUGAGUGUGUUGGGCGUAAUCAUGUUACUGAUGGUAGGAAUGACCUGCUCAGCUGUGGUCUACCGUGUGGCUCUGGGUGGACAAAAGGAAUUUGCGAUAUUCAAUUUGCAGAAGGUGCCGUCAUCUGCCACUCUGUCCACACAGCUUCAAAGUUUGGCUGAAAAGCUGGCGAAUAUGGAGCUGAAGGAGAUGGAGAUCGCCCUUUCGGGGAUGAAUGUCAGUGACUUGAACAUAUUGAUUGCCAGCGUUUCCCUUCUGUCCUUCGAAGUCCUGAGCCUGAAUGAGGACGGCGUCGUCAGCGGCAGGAAGAAGUUGUCUGAGAUUGAGAUGCUGCCGGAAAAUGAUAAUGACCUUGAGGAGUGUGAGACACAGACUUCGCAGACUGACCUGUUGGCUGCUCCAUCUUCCAAGGCUCACGAGGAGUUUCAACGCCUCAGUGCCACCAACACUUGCACAGUGCCACCGGCCUCCGCACAGAACGAAAACGGCAGCUCCAAGCAGCAAGGCAGCAUGCGCGUUUGCUCGGAACCUGAGCUUGAGGUGACCAUCCUGGCCUCCUUCAUGCUGUACAUUUGUGCAGUCAUUCUUGUCCGAGCCUACGGUCGGAACACCACUGAAGAUGAUCCUUUCCACGAGUUCUUCCAGGCCCACUUCGGCAGCAUACCGAUGACCAUGUUCGCAUUGUUCGAGCUCAUCACAGCGCCAGACUUGCAGCCUUAUCGCGAAGCCAUGUUCGCAAACCCGCCCCUCAUCAUCUUCCUGGUUGUUUUCAUCAUUCUGGGCAGCUUUGGCAUUAACGGACUCCUGGUGGCCCUCAUCAAUGAGAGCAUUCUGGAGAAGAACCAAGCGCGCAUCGAAGCAGAUCGCAUGGACCGCGAGGCGAAGCGGAAGACCAUGCAGCAGCGAUGCGGAGAGCUCUUUGAUGAACUGGAUGCGAACAGAAAUCGCGUACUUCCUCGAGAUGAGCUCAAGCAAUGCACAGACCAGAUUGCUGAGCUCUUGGAGAGCUAUGGGGUGAAUUUCCAGCGACCAGAUCUUGACCAAAUGUUCUAUGUCAUGGACUACAGUGACACAGGCAUCAUUGAGCGAUCGGAGUUCAUCCAGGGCGUGGUGGGGCUCUGCGACCAGAUCCGGCCCAUGUCCAUCAUGGAGCUCCACUACCAGGUUUCCAAGACCUGCGGCAAAGUUGACCAAACCGAAGUCAAGGUCGACAGCUUGUCUAAGACAAUCGAGCACUACGAAUUCAAGAUGGAUAGCGUGGAGUCAUCGCUGAAGAAGCUCACGGACCAUCUUCCCAAGUCCUCCUCGCCUGCGAGUCCGGAGACCACCUCCAGGCGAACUUCACGAGACUUGGACACCAUCCAGUCGGUGACCUUCCAGCAGGAUGCAAUACCAGAAUGGGAGGAAGAGCUGGAUGCCGAAGAGAUCUGGAGCACCCAAGACAAUGUGGAGAGCAGAGCUUCGGAGGGUGCAGUGGAAGCCAAAGUGGGGAGCCCCAACAGUGAAUGCGCUGGUUACAAUGUUGCCCAAGAUGAUGUAGCAGCAAACGUGUUCGACACAGACAAGGAGACAGGUUCUGGGCUGCAGGCCAUGCUGGCCGAACACAGCAAGCUGCUGAGCGCGACGCUGGAAGCCGUGCAGGCCGCUUAUAUGCCAGAUAAGCUCAUUUUUGUUGGCGCUGUGGCUUCAGCGGGCAAACAAUCGGGAGCGGCGCUGUGUAGUGUGCGAUUCUCAGGUUUUGGCACGUAG